GUUAUGUUACUAUUUACUAGGAUCAUAUAACAAACAGGUAGGUCAGCGAAUGAGUUCACCCAAACGCUUCGAACAAUUAUGGGUUCCUUGCCUAAUGAGACCAUCUCUAGGGCGGAGCACCAGCAGGAGCAGCUAGACCUGGAGGAUUCUGGUCGAACUGAGAGAGAACAGUGGUUGAUUAAUUCACCUGUGCCUCCUAGUUUAUGGCAGGAACUUCUUAGUGCUGUCAGAGGAAGUGUCUUUCCUCUUGGAAGAAAGAAUUCAUCGACAAAGGGGAGACGUGCCAUGUCAUUCCUCCAAGGUCUAUUUCCAAUCCUCAGCUGGGGAAGGACUUACAAUGUUUCAAAAUUUAAAGAUGAUUUAAUGGCGGGUUUAACCCUUGCAAGCCUUAGCAUUCCUCAGAGCAUUGGAUAUGCUAAUUUAGCGAAACUUGAUCCCCAAUAUGGCCUAUACACAAGCGUCGUCCCACCUCUUAUUUAUGCGUUAAUGGGAAGUUCAAGAGAGAUAGCUAUCGGACCGGUAGCUGUGGUUUCAUUGCUGCUAUCUUCCAUGGUUCCAAACACGGUGGAUCCUGUCGCUGACCCCAUUGGGUACAGAAGGCUAGUGUUCAGUGUGACAUUCCUUGCUGGGACUUUCCAAGCCAUAUUUGGAUUGUUUAGAUUGGGCUUCUUGGUGGAUUUUCUUUCACAUGCUGCAAUUGUUGGUUUCAUGGCCGGCGCCGCCAUCGUCAUAGGGCUUCAGCAACUGAAGGGACUAUUGGGAAUGAGUCACUUCACCGCUAAAACCGAUGUGGUAUCAGUCUUGGGCUCGGUUUUCAAAUCAGUUCAACAUGAAUGGUAUCCUCUGAAUUUCAUCCUUGGUUGUUCAUUCCUGGUAUUCCUCCUAGUCGCCAGGUUUAUUGGAAGAAGAAACAAAAAACUCUUCUGGUUCCCAGCAAUCGCUCCUCUUUUUUCUGUCAUAUUAUCUACCCUGAUAGUGUAUCUUACCAAGGCUGACAAGCAUGGGGUGAAGAUAGUUAAACACGUAAAAGGAGGCCUCAAUCCAAGUUCACUCCAUCAGUUACAGUUUAAAGGCCCACAUGUUGCAGAAGCAGCAAAAAUUGGACUAAUUUCUGCUGUUGUUGCUCUCACGGAAGCCAUCGCAGUUGGUCGAUCAUUUGCUUCAAUCAAAGGAUACCAUUUAGAGGGGAACAAGGAAAUGAUGGCAAUGGGUUUCAUGAACCUUGCAGGAUCUCUAACUUCUUGCUAUGUGGCAACUGGUUCAUUUUCUAGGACUGCUGUGAAUUUCAGCGCGGGGUGCCAGACAGUGGUGUCAAAUAUAGUUAUGGCCAUUACAGUUUUAUUGGCAUUGGAGUUGUUUACCAGGCUCUUGUAUUACACACCCAUUGCCAUCCUUGCUUCCAUCAUCCUGUCUGCACUUCCUGGACUUAUUGACUUCAACGAAGCGUACUAUAUCUGGAAGGUUGACAAACUAGAUUUCCUAGCUUGCAUCGGUGCUUUUCUUGGAGUCUUGUUCGCAUCGGUGGAGAUUGGUCUUCUAGCUGCGGUAACUAUCUCAUUUGCCAAGAUAUUGCUGAAUUCCAUUCGACCAGCCGUUGAACUACUUGGAAGACUCCCGAGAACAGAUAUCUUUUGUGAGGUUGAUCAAUAUCCCAUGGCCAUUAAAACUCCAGGCAUCUUGACACUUCGCGUAAACUCUGGCUUACUUUGCUUUGCUAAUGCCAAUUCUCUAAGGGAAAGAGUAAUGAGGUGCGUGAGAGAAGAAGAGAAUGAAAUGGUAGAAACUGCAAAAGACACAGUUCAAAUCUUAAUCAUCGACAUGUCCAAUGUGCUCAACGUUGACACUUCUGGAAUUAUGGCACUCGAAGAACUGCACAACAAGCUGGUCUCACUAGGCAUAAAAUUGGCAAUGGUGAAUCCAAAGUGGCAAGUCAUGCACAAGCUAAAGCUAGCAAAAUUUGUAGAGAAAAUUGGAGCAAAGUGGGUUUUCCUCAGUGUUGCUGAAGCUGUGGAUGCAUGCCUUGCUUCUAAAUUAGCAAGUACAAGCAACUUCUAAUGGCUUCAUAUACUAAAAAGUAUAUACAGCUAGGUUUUGAUUUUCCAUCUCGGUUCUUGAUUAAUUAUUUUUAAUCAAGAACUUCAAUCAGAAAAUUUGAAUUAAGUUUGCCCGUAUCUGCCAAUCUAGUAGCCCUUGUUCAUGCUGAUAUGGCUACUUUAAUUUGUAUUGCUUUGAUCAAGAAAGUUUGAAGCUGCUAUCAUCUAUCUGCAGCUAGGCCUUGAUAAUGCUUAUAAUACAUCAUGUGAAAGAUGUUGUGAAAUACCCAUAGCUUGCAAUUUUUUUUUUAAUUGCAUGAAGCAUAUGGUUUGACUUUUGACAGUCUAUGCUUCAUCUUUUUUAAUUUAUGUAACUGAUCAUAUGUCUAAUUUUUACUCUUUAA
Messenger RNA from Durio zibethinus, 2437 nucleotides. Its product is annotated as low affinity sulfate transporter 3-like. The record is from RefSeq and is a predicted model, not a curated record. NCBI's taxonomy places the organism in Eukaryota, Viridiplantae, Streptophyta, Magnoliopsida, Malvales, Malvaceae. Gene Ontology annotation, cellular component: membrane. Gene Ontology annotation, biological process: sulfate transmembrane transport. Gene Ontology annotation, molecular function: secondary active sulfate transmembrane transporter activity.